AUGGACGCCAUGAACCUCCACUUUCUCUCUCUAACCCUGCUCUUUCUCCUCCACUUCGCAGCCUCCUUCACUCCCUCCGAUAACUACCUCAUCAACUGCGGCUCACCCUCCAACGCCUCCGUCUUCAACCGGGUCUUCUCGGCGGACCCUUACAAACCCGGAGCGGCGGGAUCCAUUACGCUCGCCGACCAGAACCCACCUCCCAGUUCGCCUGCCCUCUACCGCACGGCCAGAGUUUUCACCAGGGCUUCGAGCUACACCUUCAGCAUCAAGAAAUCCGGGACCCACUUGGUACGUUUUCACUUCUCGCCGUUUGUAGCUCAGGGUUUUGACUUGAAAGCUGCAAACUUUGGCGUUUCCGUUGAUGGGUUUGUUCUGUUGAGAGAAUUACAUGUUAGGGACUCUGUGAUUAGAGAGUUUGUGAUGAGAAUUGAUGCAAAUGUGGUUGAAAUUGUGUUUGCGCCUGUGGGCAAUUCUGGGUUUUGCUAUGUAAAUGCAAUUGAAGUUUUUACAGCUCCUGAGGAUCUUGUUCUUGAUUACGGUGCUAAAUUGGUGGGUGCGAAUGUUGUCGAAUACAAGAAUCUUUCUUCACAAGUUUUAGAGACCCUUUAUAGGAUUAAUGUUGGAGGUUCGAAAUUGACACCUUUUAAUGAUACUUUGUGGAGGGAUUGGGUCCCUGAUGUCGAUUAUCUUGUUCUGAAAUCGGCUGCGAAGCGCGCUUCCACCACGCAUACUCCGAAUUAUCAGAGGGGCGGUGCAACUCGAGAGAUUGCCCCGGAUAAUGUAUAUAUGACUGCCCAGGAGAUGAAUACGGAUAAGGCAAUUACAGGUGCAAGGUUUAAUCUCACAUGGAAAUUUCCCGUGAAUACGAAUUCCGGGCAUUUGGUUAGGUUGCACUUCUGUGACAUUGUUAGUCCUGCACUUAAUUUGUUGUACUUUAAUGUGUAUAUCAACGGGUAUGCUGCGUAUAGAGAUGUUGAUCUAUCCGUGCUGGCAACCAACGUGCUUGCAUCUCCUCUCUAUAUUGAUUUUGUUGUGGAUUCAGAUAGUUCGGGGAUGAUAGAAAUCAGUGUUGGUCCUUCUGAUCUGAGUGGUUCCAUGAGGAUUAAUGCUAUAUUGAAUGGGGCAGAGAUCAUGAGAAUGGUGAAUGCUUCCAAUUUACGGGCUGGAACUGGGCGUAAGAAGAGAAGUAUAUGGAUUUUGGUGGCCACAGUUGUUGGAGGCUUUGUUGUUCUCUGUUUUGCAAUUGGUGUAUUUCUGCUUGCUUUGAAACGCAGGAAGAAGAAACUGAAACCCCGACCUGCAGAAAGUGCGAUUUGGACACCUUUACGCGUAUAUGGAGGUAGUUCAAACAGUAGAACGUCUGAAAGGACUACACUUGUGUCUCCCGGCACAAAUGGAUAUCAUUUCCUGAAAAUAUCUUUUGCUGAAUUACAGUUGGCGACAAACAAUUUCGAUAAAAGUCUAAUUGUAGGCUCUGGUGGUUUUGGCAUGGUUUACAAAGGGGUGCUGAAGGACAACACAAAGGUUGCCGUGAAGAGAGGUGUGCCUGGAUCUCGGCAGGGCCUUCCAGAAUUCCAGACUGAAAUAACGGUUUUGUCCCAAAUUCGCCACCACCACCUUGUAUCACUUGUUGGGUAUUGUGAAGAACAGUCUGAAAUGAUCCUAGUUUAUGAAUACGUGGAAAAGGGGCCGUUGAAGAAACAUUUGUAUGGUUCUGGGUUUCCACCUUUAUCCUGGAAGCAACGGCUUGAAAUAUGCAUUGGAUCAGCGAGAGGUCUUCACUACCUUCAUACAGGUUUUGCUCAAGGAAUCAUCCACCGUGACAUUAAAUCAACUAACAUUUUGCUUGACGAGAAUUAUGUACCUAAGGUGGCUGAUUUUGGUCUUUCAAGAUCAGGUCCGUGUCUCAGUGAAACCCAUGUAAGUACCGCUGUUAAAGGUAGUUUCGGGUAUCUUGAUCCUGAGUAUUUCCGGAGGCAGCAGCUUACUGAUAAGUCAGAUGUGUAUUCAUUUGGGGUUGUGCUCUUUGAGGUUCUUUGCGCUAGACCUGCUGUGGAUCCCUCAGUUGAUAGGGAGCAAGUGAAUCUAGGUGAAUGGGCAUUGGAAUGGCAGAAGAAGGGCAUGCUCGAGAAAAUUAUCGAUCGCCAUCUUGUUGGGAAGAUCAAACCAAGCUCUUUGAAAAAGUUCGGAGAAACGGCAGAGAAAUGUUUGGCUGAAUAUGGUGCGGAUAGGCCAACCAUGGGUGAUGUAUUAUGGAAUUUAGAAUACGCGCUUCAGCUUCAGGAAUCUGGACCGUGUGGAGGACAGCCUCAAGACUGCGAUAUCAAUGUGCCUCCAACGAAUAGCAUCGUUCCUGGAGAUCCUUCUGCCAAUGUAAGAACAGAGGGAAAUGAUGGUAAUGGUAGUUCGGAGAUUAACACAAGCCUAGUUUUUUCUCAAUUGAUGACCAACGAUGGCAGAUAACUUCCGUGCUUGUGCACCAAUAUAUUGAUCAUAGUACCAUACAAGAAUUUUACAAGAUCACCUUACAACUACCACUGUGACAAGUCAUACAGGUAUACGUCUUUCUAAGGUUCUGCCUGCUUCCGCUGUUUAUUAUUUUCUCAUUUCUCUUACCACGAUUAUUAUACGCAACUUUGUAAUGAAUUUCUGAGCUGUAUCUUCCUCGCGUCGAGAUGUUGUAGUGUUUAUCUUUUUCUAUCGUACUGCUGUAUAAUGUAUGCAAGUGAAGGAACUACAGAAGCUGCUGAUGUUUGCUGACUGAAAUAAACAACAACAAAACCUUAUCUCACUAAGUGAGUCGUCGGAGUUUGCUGUCUGAAACGUAAGAAAUAAUGUAUUUGUUUCUAGCUGGCUAGCUAGCUGUUCUGCACUACAAUGUCUUCUGUGAUGCAUUAGGUUUGCUUGAGCAAAUACCAAGUACCAAUGUAUGGUGUGAGAGAGAUAGUGGAGGUUGUCUUUCCACUCAAAAUUGUGGUACCUUGCUCGUUGUCUUAGUCACCAUCAUUUCUAAUGUAAUAAAAUUGUCAUUUCUCUCUCA
This is a messenger RNA of Pyrus x bretschneideri (Chinese white pear), 3043 nucleotides long. RefSeq names its product probable receptor-like protein kinase At5g24010. Lineage: Eukaryota; Viridiplantae; Streptophyta; Magnoliopsida; Rosales; Rosaceae. Gene Ontology annotation, molecular function: transmembrane receptor protein tyrosine kinase activity; ATP binding. The coding region runs from base 1 to 2466 and encodes 821 amino acids. Gene Ontology annotation, cellular component: plasma membrane; plasmodesma. Gene Ontology annotation, biological process: protein autophosphorylation. The transcript has a single exon. The record is from RefSeq and is a predicted model, not a curated record.